Molecule: messenger RNA, 762 nt
Organism: Lolium perenne
Lineage: Eukaryota; Viridiplantae; Streptophyta; Magnoliopsida; Poales; Poaceae
Molecular function (GO): nucleic acid binding; RNA-DNA hybrid ribonuclease activity
Source: RefSeq, a predicted model, not a curated record
AUGGCACGCUCGGUGUGGUCUCUGUGGGAUGAGGAGGAUGUGGAACCACUGAUGGUCGAUGAAGCAACGGAUCCGAAGUUGUGGCUCAUGUCGCUAUCUAAUACCCUGCCGCAGAGGAAGUUUGUACAAGUCCUAGUGACAUUAUGGGCCAUAUGGUGGGCAAGGAGAAAGGCGAUUCAUGAGGAAGAAUUCCAGAGUCCUUUAUCCACGUUUUUGUCCAUUCAGAAUUACAUCAGUGAGAUUGAGUGGGAGAAGAAAGAACAUGCCAAACCAGGAGCGAGCAGAAAUAAAGAUGCUAAGUGGCUGCCUCCGGAUGUAGGUUUCUGCAAGAUCAACGUGGAUGGUGCCGUAGCGAAGUCCUGCGUUAGAGGGGCUGUUGGUGCAGUUUGUCGCGAUGAGCGUGGGAGGUUCUUGGGAGCAUCGGCGGUUGUCUAUGCAGGUGUGACUGAUCCCACCAUGCUGGAGGCGUACGCUUGCAAGGAGGCCCUGGAGCUCGUGGAGGACCUGAGCCAACACAAGUUGAUGAUAGCAUCUGAUUGUCUGAAUGUCAUCAAUGAUAUUAGAGCUAAGUUUUACAAAGGCUACUACUGCAUGAUUCUGCGAGACAUAGAGCAGCGUCGAGUAUCGUUUCAAGCGACCAAAUAUGGUCACGAACAGAGGGAAGCAAAUGGGGAAGCUCACAGGCUAGGAUGGCUACCACUUAAGAGGUUGGACGCCAUGUUUGGCUUUUGGAUCCACCGGAUCAUCUUUGUAUACCCAUAA